UACAGUUGGUAAACAAAGUAGAGCCUUCGAGUUCUUUCCGAACAUCUGUCCAAAAGUGUCUGGCUGGUUUGUUAUUCGUAUCUUGAUAAGCACAAAAGCAAAAAGAGUUUCGCACGCUAGGUUCGGUUGUAAAUCAAUUUUCUGUGGUCGAGAAAUGAAAGGCGAAAACCGAUCCGAUAAUGGACUUACAACGAAAUCGAUAAGUCGAGACGGCGGCUAUGGCUGGAUAGUCUGCUGUGGGACUUUCAUCGUAAGUUUUGUGGUAUUCGGAAUUCACAACUCAUUCGGUGUUCUGUAUGUUAACCUGCUCGAUGAGUUAAAACUUGGUGCGAUGCAAACAGCGUGGAUUGGCGCCAUGGCCAUGGGUUUGAACUUCUUUUUUGGUCCUAUAUCAAGUGCAUUGUGUGAUCGUCUUGGUUGCCGUGUUGUGUCCUUUGCUGGUGCGUUACUAUCCGUCUCAGGGUUGUUCCUAACCUCCUUCAUACAAGAAGCUCCUAAAAUGUAUGUGACCUACGGACUUGUAUGGGGAGUGGGUUCUAGUUUCUCCUAUGUGUCGUCUAUCGUUGUCCUGGGUGAAUACUUUGAUAGACGAUUGGCGCUUGCCAAUGGGAUUGCAUCAUGUGGAGGUGGCGUAGGCUCUCUUGUUACCGGGCCGGUCAUAAAUUACCUACUGGCAUCUGUCGGAUGGAAACACUCCAUGCGCAUUUUGAGUGCGUUUGCUGGACUUUUAUGGAUUGCAACUUUGAUCUUUAAACCAAAGGAAAAUCUUCAAUCUACCAGGCAGAGGAGAGAAUGUACCAAGUUAUUUGAUACUUCAAUAUGGAAGAGUAAAGCGUACGUUUUGUGGGUUACUACUGUAGCUGUGUUUCAAUUUGGUUAUCUUGUUCCAUUUAUUCACCUGGUGAGGUAUGCCGAAGAUUUGGGAGUUCCAAAAUCUAAAGGCGCUUGGCUGGUUGGUUUUCUAUCCAUCACCUCAACGCUUGGUCGAGUGGUAUUUGGCAAGAUUUCUGACUUGAAAUUCGUCAACAGGCUCUACCUAUACCAAUUUUCGAUAUUUUGCAUUGGAGUGACCACUCUCUUGUGUCCUCUGGUCAAAAACUAUGCAGGACUUGUGGGUUAUGCUUUAAUAUUUGGAUUUUUUGACGGAUGUUUUGUGGGCCAAGUGGCGGUGAUAACGGCUGAUGUGGUCGGACGCGAUAAGCUUUCUCAAGCAGUGGGAAACAUGUUUGGAACUAUGGCGAUACCACUGAGUCUUGGACCUCCACUUGCAGGUUGGCUGCAUGAAGUAUUCGGUACCUAUGAUGAAGCAUUUUAUAUAGCCGGUUCUGUGGCGUUAUUUUCUUCGCUCAUGAUUUUUGGGGUGAACUGUAUGAUUCGAAAGCAGUCUAUAGCAAGGAGGCAAUUGGGAUUUAAAAACGACACUUCUUUGAAUAUUUCUGAAGCUGAAACGGCAUCUGACUCUGUUUACAAAAAUACAGAAUCACAGCCGAUGCUGGAAGAGGAGCACAUUGUCACUAAUAAACUUUGCAAGCUUCACUGCGCAUCAAGAACAAGCAAGGAACUUCUGGUGUUUGAGAGAGAAACUGUUUUAUAGUAUUUUUAGAGAUUCUUCGAUUACUGAUAAUGCAAUUUUCAACAGAGUGUAGAAACUUGUCCA
Messenger RNA from Pocillopora damicornis (cauliflower coral), 1657 nucleotides. RefSeq names its product monocarboxylate transporter 10-like. The record is from RefSeq and is a predicted model, not a curated record. Gene Ontology annotation, biological process: transmembrane transport. NCBI's taxonomy places the organism in Eukaryota, Metazoa, Cnidaria, Anthozoa, Scleractinia, Pocilloporidae. Gene Ontology annotation, molecular function: transmembrane transporter activity.